Molecule: messenger RNA, 2356 nt
Organism: Epinephelus moara (kelp grouper)
Lineage: Eukaryota; Metazoa; Chordata; Actinopteri; Perciformes; Serranidae
Gene: rcvrn2
Product: recoverin 2
Exons: 4
Coding region: 296-877 (193 amino acids)
Molecular function (GO): calcium ion binding
Source: RefSeq, a predicted model, not a curated record
CAGGUUAAAUCCCGCAUUAACACGAUUAACCCACUCGUCCAUGGUAGGAGUGUUUCCCCCUGCCCUCCUUAUCUCUCACUGUCUUACUGUCAAGACACACACUCAAUUCUGCAGCCAUCGUCUGCCUGCACAACACACAGGGUUCUCUUUGGCCUCUAAGAUCAAGACAAGAGGUCAAGCCAGUGGUAAAAUAUUUUGAACAAAGGAGAAGUUCAAGUGGGACAAAGAAGAAAAACUCAGGUGGCAAAUAUUUGCCAGUGAGUUUGUCAGAACAAAGACACUGAAAGCAACGACCAUGGGAAAUACCACCAGUAGCGCAUUAUCAAAGGAGAUCCUGGAGGAUCUAAAGCUCAGCACCAAAUUUACCGAAAACGAGAUCAGCCAGUGGUACGAGAACUUUCAGACUCAGUGCCCGACGGGACGUAUCACACCUGAAGAGUUCGAGCAGAUCUAUGCCCGCUUCUUCCCUGACAGCGACGCCAAGAGCUACGCACGACAUGUGUUCCGCUCCUUUGACACCAACGAUGACGGCACUUUGGACUUCAAGGAGUACAUCAUCGCACUGCACAUGACCUCCACUGGGAAGACGACCCGAAAACUGGAGUGGGCCUUUUCGCUGUUUGAUGUGGACAAGAACGGAUACAUCAACAAGACGGAGGUGACGGAGAUCUGCCAGGCCAUAUUUAAGCUGAUCCCAAAGGAGGAGCAGAGCAGGCUACGAGAGGAUGAGAACACACCCGAGAAGAGAGCCAACAAGCUGUGGUCUUACUUCGAAAAGAAAGACAACGAGCGACUGGCUGAAGGAGAGUUCAUUAAAGGAGUGAUUGAAAAUGAGAAUGCAAUGCGUCUUAUCCACUACGAACCAAUGAAACAAUAAAGUCAUUCCUGUUUCUUCCCCUCUCCUUUCUCUCGUUAGACUCUACCAAACAAUUUUUCUCCUCUUCCCUUCGAGCCUCAGAGGCUUCCUCCUCCAUCGUCUUCAAUCUGCUUUGUGUAAAUACUCCUCUCUGCAGUGUCUUGGUUGCAACUAAUUUUUCAGUAUGUUUCGCUCAUGUCAUGUUGUUUUGUUUAUUGAUGAAUUUGUUCUAUUAGAGGCUAAAAGAGGCAAAUGAAGAUGUAGUGUUUGAAAUGUGUGUGCAGCUAAAAAGAAGAUUUACAGUGACUAUUAUUAAAGCGAUAUAUAAUAUAUAGGCAGGUGCUAUUUGCACCCAGGUGUCCGUAGCCAACAACGCCAUUUGCACUCAGGGUAGAACAGCUAAUGUGGCUAUUUACACUUGUGUGUAUUCCUGGGCAUCCUGUGUCGAAAUACAACCAGUCUUUUCAACUAUUCUGCUUAAGUUUAUGUACAUAGUGUGCAUUCAGCAGGGUUAUACAUCCUACAAAUUGAAAACAAGUCAACUAAAUUUAAAGGUGAUAAGCCAGUGUUGAUUGAGACAGGAUUCAAUCCCAGUCUCCUGUGUGAAAGUCCUGUGCUUGACAAAUUCAUUGACCACAUCUAACCCCAUACGGGUCGGCCAGUCUGGUCCGUGGUCAGUGUUUACUUUUUCAAGUAACAAUCGCGGUCCCAGAGAGUGAGUGACCUGACAGUGCGUUCAUAAAUUUACUCUGACGCUCUACACUAAAACGAGAGCCCCAUUUGUUGAAGACACGGAGCUUUAUAUUUCUAUGUGAAUUAACGAACGUUUAAGUUAAUCGCACAUUCACUCCGCUCGGCUCUUUGAUUCUCCAAGAGUGUGGUGCUCUGGAUAACCAAACGGUAUAAUCUGACAGCAUUACGAAUUUACAAACGGUCCAGUUUGAGUAUUUCUGAACGCACCACUUGCAUUAUCUUCCGUCAUAGUCUAAAACAAGCCAACAGAACUUGCUAGCUAGUGCUAGCUAAUGUCUGUGGAGCAUCGUUUUGCCCCCAGCUAAGCCCCACCCCACCAAAAAAAGUCAUACUGUUUACUAACAGUAAAAGGGUCUAUACUAAUUGUUUCAGAUCUUGGCUCUUUAACGUGACGUGUUCUAGCCAAUCAAAGCACACAGUGGGAUUCAUAAUAAUUGGUCAUAGGAAUGGGUCUGAAUGGCUGAAAAGCUGCAGUGUGACUAUUCUCACCUGGGUGCAAAAACACACUCCAUAAUAUAUAUAUAUAUAUAUGUAAAGAAUGUGUAUGAUAAAUAUUGUACUAUUGUUAAUCUUUUAAAUAGUACAAAUUUUGGCUCUGGAGAAAUUAAUGCUAAUAACAAUUAUAUAAAUACAGUAUAAUACCUGAUUAAGUUUUUUUUACAUUACUGGAAAUGUCUUAAUAGAGGUCGUAGCUCUCACAUGUUGUACUCUAUUCACUGUACAAUCAAUUAAAGGUUUUCUCUAAAA